Molecule: messenger RNA, 342 nt
Organism: Myotis lucifugus (little brown bat)
Lineage: Eukaryota; Metazoa; Chordata; Mammalia; Chiroptera; Vespertilionidae
Product: transcription cofactor HES-6-like
Exons: 3
Coding region: 1-342 (113 amino acids)
Biological process (GO): regulation of neurogenesis; anterior/posterior pattern specification; regulation of transcription by RNA polymerase II
Cellular component (GO): nucleus
Molecular function (GO): protein dimerization activity; DNA-binding transcription factor activity, RNA polymerase II-specific; RNA polymerase II cis-regulatory region sequence-specific DNA binding
Source: RefSeq, a predicted model, not a curated record
AUGGCGUCGCCACUGGCACCCCGACGGGACCGUGUGGGCCUAGAGAAUAAGGACCGCUGGGAGGCGCGGGGGGGGGGGGACCGCAAGGCCCAGAAGCCCCUGGUGGAGAAGAAGCGGUGCUCCCAGAUCAAUGAGCGCCUACAGGAGCUGCGGCAGCUGCUGGCGGGCACUGAGGUGCAGGCCAAGCUGGAGAAUGCCAAGGUGCUGGAGCUGACGGUGCGCAGCUGCAGGCAGAAGCCAGCGAGCGCUUCGCUGCUGGCUACAUCCAGUGCAUGCAUGAGGUGCACAUGUUUGUAUCCACGUGCCAGGCCAUCAACGCCACCGUCGCCACCCAGCGCCUGA